Molecule: messenger RNA, 417 nt
Organism: Mercenaria mercenaria
Lineage: Eukaryota; Metazoa; Mollusca; Bivalvia; Venerida; Veneridae
Exons: 2
Coding region: 1-417 (138 amino acids)
Source: RefSeq, a predicted model, not a curated record
AUGUCAAGUUAUUUACUGCAAUCUAGAGCGGACAGUACAGUUACAAAAUAUAAAAACUCAUACAAUCAGUUCCAGCGUUAUUGUCAGGAAAACGACUUUAUUUCCAUGCCAGCCGAAUCUAUAUGUGUAGCGAUGUAUCUGACUCACCUACUUGACACGGGAAAAUCAGACAAUGUAGUUACAGCAGCAUUAUAUGGUAUAAAGUGGGCGCACAAUUUAAAUGACUGUAAUGACCCUACAGAAAGUAAACUAGUGAAAACUUUACAUGACACUGCAAAACGAAUUGCUUCAAAGCCAGUUAACAAGAAGGAUAUAGUUAGCAGCGAAAUGUUACAAACUUUAUGUAAAAUUUUUGCUGAAAGUUCAGAUGUUGUAGAUGUAAGAGAUCUUGGAAAUGAACUUCAUGUAGAGGCAUAG